AUGGCAUCGUGGGAGGAUCAAUUGGGUCCAAAUGGUUCUGUUACUACCAAGUUAUCUCAGUUGGAUGUAAAUGCACCAGAGUUUAUACCUGGUCAGCCAUUUUACUACAAACCUACGGAAGUGAUUUCUUGUGAUACGGAAAGUGAACCAUCUACCCAAACCGUAAAAUUCAUUAAUGUGCUUGAUGAAGAAACAGAAGCUGGACCUGAAAAAGAUGAAGACCUCCCCAAAAAUACCAUAGCUAUCGCUCCGGACAAAGACACACUUAAUUUGGUAUUUAUUGGACAUGUCGAUGCUGGAAAAUCAACAAUUGGAGGUCACCUACUGUACCUGACAGAUAUGGUAGACAAAAGAACUCUGGAGAAGUAUGAGCGUGAAGCAAGAGAAAAAAAUCGAGAGAGUUGGUAUUUGUCAUGGGCUCUGGAUACAAACCCUGAGGAACGCGAUAAAGGUAAAACGGUUGAAUGUGGUCGAGCCUACUUCGAAACCUCUAAAAAACGAUUUGUCUUAAUUGAUGCUCCUGGUCACAAAUCCUUCGUACCCAACAUGAUAUCAGGUGCAGCAAUUGCCGAUAUCGCCAUACUUGUGAUAUCGGCUAGGCGUGGUGAAUUCGAAACAGGGUUUGACAAAGGCGGACAAACCAGAGAGCACGCUUUGUUAGUGAGAACUACCGGUGUUAAACACUUAAUUGUGUUAGUCAAUAAAAUGGAUGAUCCAACCGUUUUGUGGGAUGAAACUCGUUACAUGGAAUGCAAGGACAAGAUUUUACCAUAUUUAAAGAAGAUAGGGUUUGACAUAAAGAAUGACGUAUAUUGUAUGCCGUGCUCAGGAUAUAAUGGAGCGUUUCUUCGAGAUAUUCCAGACGAAUCAGUAUGCUCGUGGUAUAGAGGUCCUAGUUUACUGGAGCACCUCGAUAAUCUCCCCAGCUUUCUACGGAAUACGGACGGCCCUUUAAGAUUUACCGUCACCGACAGAUACAAAGAAAUGGGUACAUUUGCCUCUGGAAAAGUUGAAUCUGGAUCAGUAUCGAAAGGCCAAACGAUUGUAUUAUUACCCAAUAAAUUGAACGUGGAAGUUAUGCAGGUGUAUAUCGGAGAUGUGGAAGUCAAUUGUGCUUCUGCUGGAGAACAUUGUAAGUUAAAACUGAGGAAUAUUGACGAGGAAGAUAUCAAUCCUGGUUUUUGUUUUUGUUCCCCGAAUAAUUUCUGCCAGGUUUCAAAUCUAUUUGAUGCACAUCUACUGAUUAUGCAGUAUGACUCUAUCAUUUCUUCAGGGUUUAUGGCUGUGCUUCAUAUUCACACAUGUAUGAAAGAAGUAUCCAUUCGUAAGAUCAUCUGUCUAUUAGACAAAAAGACUAAUGAAAAAACGAAAAUAUAUCCCAGGUUUAUCAAAGCGGGUGAUGCUGCUAUUGUACGAUUUGAGGUUUUAGGUGGACCGAUUUGUCUAGAAACAUUUCAAAACUUUCCACCACUAGGACGUUUCACUUUACGUGAUAAAGGGGAAACAAUUGCCAUUGGGAAAGUUGUUAAAAUUUUAAACCCUUCUGACCAGUGA
Messenger RNA from Schistosoma bovis, 1554 nucleotides. Lineage: Eukaryota; Metazoa; Platyhelminthes; Trematoda; Strigeidida; Schistosomatidae. The record is from the annotation of a GenBank genome assembly.